AUGGCGCACAUAAGAACCAUCUUAGGGGUGGUGAUGGCGGCCGCAGCGGCGACGAUGCUGGUGUCGCCGCUCCUUGCUGGAGCCGAAAUUUCUCCGGCUGAGGCACAAGGGAUGCCCAACUGCGACAUCACCUGCGGCAGCAUGAGCGUGCCAUACCCAUUCGGCAUGGGCCCAGCCAGGUGCUAUUGGCCGGGCUUCAACCUCACGUGCGACCGCAGAAGCAACCCGCCGCGGUUGCUGCUCGGCGACGGCACCCUCCAAGUCCAAGAAUUCUCCAUGAGUAACUGGUCGACAUUUGUGACCGUCAUACGUACGGGUGACAUAAAAGUCGACGGCAAUGGUGAAGGCACACUCGGCGGUGGUCUUACCACCAACGGGCCCUACACGAUUUCAUCCAACAAGCUCAUCCUGCUGGGCUGCAAUGUUCAGGCGACACUCAAGAACAGUGAUGUGAUCGUGAGCAGCUGUUCUUCUUUCUGCAAAAACGGUGAUAGACUCUCCCAUGUGCGAUCCACACUCGAAGAAGGCAUGCAAUGCUCUGGCAAUGGCUGCUGCCAGUCGGACAUUGUCUUCAACCCUGCAGAGGUAGCAGGAAGGCUUUUCAACAGUACGUCCUAUGACGUGCAGCUCAAAUGGUUCGGCUGGAACCGCAGCACGGACCAGCAAUGGCCCGCACACGUCUUUAUCGCGAGGUCCAGAUGGUUCAGCGGUACAUCAGUCUUCCGCAAGCUGUUACGAACAGACGCCCCCGUGUCAGCGGAUGCAAUGCAAGUUCCCUUUCGGCUGGACUGGGAGGUUGUUGGCCAUGGCGCAGAAGGCUCCAACGUAUGCAAAAGCAAGCACAGCGACUACCUAACGGGCAAGAAAGGCUACACAUGCUCCUGCAAUCACGGCUACGAAGGGAAUCCCUACAUCACCGACGGAUGCAAAGAUAUCGACGAGUGCAACAAUGAAGGGUCUGCUAAGUGCUAUGGUUAUUGCACCAAUUUGGAUGGAUCAUAUUAUUGCCGGUGUCCCCCCGGAACCGAUGGCGAUGCUACCCUCCAAGGUGGCUGCCGCACUCCCAUCACAAGUGACUGCAUUACGUCCUGCGGCGACAUUGAUGUACCGUACCCCUUUGGCAUUGGAUCUGCCAAUUGUUACUAG
Triticum turgidum subsp. durum (durum wheat) is the source of this 1146-nucleotide messenger RNA. The record is from the annotation of a GenBank genome assembly. NCBI's taxonomy places the organism in Eukaryota, Viridiplantae, Streptophyta, Magnoliopsida, Poales, Poaceae.